This is a messenger RNA of Suillus subaureus, 669 nucleotides long. RefSeq lists its product as uncharacterized. The record is from RefSeq and is a predicted model, not a curated record. Lineage: Eukaryota; Fungi; Basidiomycota; Agaricomycetes; Boletales; Suillaceae. The transcript has 4 exons. Bases 1 to 669 code for a protein of 222 amino acids.
AUGGCAAUCCAACAAUGUUUGGCAUUAUUCUUCCUUUCAAUUUUCUUCAUUCUGCCCUAUGUCAUUGUUGUUCUCCCAUCAAUCCUUGGAUUACAAACUUACAGCUAUAACCUUAUAUUCACCUUGGUGGCCCUCACAGUCAUCAUCCUCAUAGGUAAUUUGUAUUACCUAUCUUCAUUGGCCUCACAGUAUUUUGGUGCACUGAACCACAGCUUGGGGUGUGCUUCCCAACUAGUGAAUUGGGUCAUAAUUCUCACUUAUCUGAUUGCUAUAUCACUGCGUCAGGUUGAGAUCCCAGUUUUUCCCAUGAUGGUAAUACUUGUUGAAGGGACAAGAGUGCCAUCACUGCUGGCAGAUCGUGGUGCAUGGCACAUUCUGGAACAGUACCUUACUACUGAGAUGACCUACCCUCAGAUGGAGGCAGCCUUUGCCUCAUACUUGGGCAAUCGAUACAAUGCAGAUGAUUGGAAAGAAGCUUGUGAUGCAUUGUUCUCUGGCAAUGAUGAUAACUCCCUCACCUUAGCAAAUCUUCUUGCCUUGAAGGCCAGGCAUGUACCCCAAGGUGCCUCCAGUACAUUGAUAGUCAUUACCUUGUGGAAAGAUUCUGCCAUAUCUGUGUCUGCCUCAAAGGCAGCUGUUUGCUUGAAAGCGCACACAUCCAAAGAGUAA